AUGUCUACUUCUCUCCGCUCGAUCAAGUCGCUGGUGCCGCUCCUGGACCGCGUGCUCGUGCAGCGUAUCAAGGCCGAAGCCAAGACGGCAAGCGGCAUCUUCCUGCCCGAGUCCAGCGUUAAGGAGCUGAACGAGGCCAAGGUCCUCGCUGUUGGCCCCGGCGGACUUGACAAGGACGGCAAGCGUACCCCCAUGGGCGUUGCCAUCGGCGACCGUGUUUUGAUCCCUCAAUACGGUGGCUCCCCUGUUAAGGUUGGCGAGCAGGAGUACCACCUCUUCCGUGAUAGCGAGAUCCUGGCCAAGAUCAACGAGUAA
Molecule: messenger RNA, 315 nt
Organism: Pyricularia oryzae 70-15
Lineage: Eukaryota; Fungi; Ascomycota; Sordariomycetes; Magnaporthales; Pyriculariaceae
Product: hsp10-like protein
Exons: 4
Coding region: 1-315 (104 amino acids)
Cellular component (GO): mitochondrial matrix
Molecular function (GO): ATP binding; metal ion binding; protein folding chaperone
Source: RefSeq, a predicted model, not a curated record